Danio rerio (zebrafish) is the source of this 699-nucleotide messenger RNA. The record is from RefSeq and is a predicted model, not a curated record. Lineage: Eukaryota; Metazoa; Chordata; Actinopteri; Cypriniformes; Danionidae.
AACGCCAAAAAAAUAAAUAGCAUCUGGAUGCAGCCUUUAUGAUGCUAAGAGAUGAGUCCAUAUGUCUAUAUAAAUGUCUAUAUAUUACAAAACAAAAGCAGAAAAAAAAUUCCAAAAAGGGCGCGAGAUUUGGAGGGAAGUGCAGUGAUUGGUUUUCAACUGAGACAGAUUUUGACCAAUAGGCGAGAGGUACGUUAGCUUUAAAAGCUGAUUGUCGCGUCUGAUAGAAAUAUUCGUCGAUUCUUGAGAACCAACUGAACAAACAUGAGUGGAAGAGGCAAGACCGGAGGAAAAGCCCGUGCUAAGGCUAAGACUCGCUCCUCAAGGGCUGGUCUGCAAUUCCCAGUCGGCCGUGUUCACAGACUUCUUCGCAAAGGCAACUACGCUCAACGCGUCGGUGCUGGAGCUCCAGUGUAUCUGGCCGCUGUGCUCGAGUAUCUGACCGCUGAGAUCCUGGAGUUGGCUGGAAACGCCGCUCGGGACAACAAGAAGACCCGUAUUAUCCCCCGACACCUUCAGCUGGCGGUGCGCAAUGACGAGGAGCUGAACAAGCUUUUGGGCGGAGUAACCAUCGCUCAGGGCGGCGUGCUGCCCAACAUCCAGGCCGUGCUGCUGCCCAAGAAGACCGAGAAGGCCGCCAAAGGCAAAUAAUUAAGUUCGGAUUUUUCAAUAACUCAAAAGGUUCUUUUAAGAGCCACC